GCAAACCCUUCCAUCCCUUGCUCUACAUUACUUCCUUGGCAACACUGCAAGUCAAGCCAGGCCAGACACUCGGUACAAUGAAGGGAGUAGCAUCCUUUGUCCUGCUUGCUGCCCUCGCCUCUCCGGCCCUCGCAGCCCCUGACCGAAGAUUCCCUAAGACGGGCAAGGAAUGGACGCCGCAGUCUCUGGUGAACCCUGACGAGCUUGGGGACUACUUCGAGGGUGACAUUGUGCUGCCCCUUCCCCCCAUGUGCAGGAAUGGACUUAUUGACGAGAAGUACCGCUGGCCGGGAGGAAGAGUGGCUUAUAAAUUCGACACUACCUACUCUGAAGACGACAAGGACAAGGUGAGGAAGGCCAUGAAUGAGUACGAGACACAAACAGGUGGCUGCAUCUCCUUCCACGAGCGCACCAGUGAGGACGACUACAUUCUCUUCAAGCACGAUGAAAACGACGGGUGCCACAGCUCAGUUGGCAAGCGAGGCGGCAGGCAGACCAUCAACUACCCCGACUGGUGCCUUAACAGAUUCGGCUCCACCCUCCACGAGAUGUACCAUGCUCUUGGCUUCCACCACGAGCAGUCCCGCUACGACCGCGACGACUAUGUGACCAUCAUGUGGGACAAUAUUGAGCCUGGACACGAGCACAACUUCAACAAGUACUCGAGCAGCGUGAUCAGCGGGUUCGGCGAAGAUUACGACUACGGCUCCGUCAUGCACUAUUCCGCCCACGCCUUCUCCGUUAACGGCGAGAAGACUAUUGUGACCAAGGACCCCAACGCUCAUAUCGGACAGCGCGAUGGCCUGAGUCCCGUGGACUGGGCCAAGCUGAAGAAUAUGUACAAGUGUUAAGACAUCUUCCCAGCCCAUCACGGUUAAUUA
Portunus trituberculatus (swimming crab) is the source of this 881-nucleotide messenger RNA. RefSeq names its product zinc metalloproteinase nas-4-like. Gene Ontology annotation, biological process: proteolysis. The coding region runs from base 78 to 851 and encodes 257 amino acids. The transcript is spliced from 6 exons. The record is from RefSeq and is a predicted model, not a curated record. Gene Ontology annotation, molecular function: zinc ion binding; metalloendopeptidase activity. Lineage: Eukaryota; Metazoa; Arthropoda; Malacostraca; Decapoda; Portunidae.